This is a messenger RNA of Grammomys surdaster, 552 nucleotides long. Its product is annotated as induced myeloid leukemia cell differentiation protein Mcl-1 homolog. The coding region runs from base 1 to 552 and encodes 183 amino acids. NCBI's taxonomy places the organism in Eukaryota, Metazoa, Chordata, Mammalia, Rodentia, Muridae. The transcript has a single exon. Gene Ontology annotation, cellular component: mitochondrial outer membrane. The record is from RefSeq and is a predicted model, not a curated record. Gene Ontology annotation, molecular function: channel activity; protein heterodimerization activity; protein homodimerization activity. Gene Ontology annotation, biological process: intrinsic apoptotic signaling pathway in response to DNA damage; mitochondrial fusion; extrinsic apoptotic signaling pathway in absence of ligand.
AUGCAUGAUCUACACCGACAAUCACUGGAGAUCAUCUUGCGCUACCUGUGGGAGCAGGUGACUGGCUCCAAGGACUCGAAGCCUCUGGCCGAGGCUGGUGCAGUGGGCCAGAGGGCACUAGAGACCCUGCGGCACUUGGGCGAUGACAUGCAGCGCAACCAUGAGACGGCAUUUCAGGACAUACUUCAGGAAUUAGACAUUAAAAACAAAGAUGGUGUUAAAUCUUUUUCUCGAGUGAUGGACCACGUUUUCAAAGAUGAUGUAACAAACUGGGGCAGGAUUGUGACUCUUAUUUCUUUUGGUGCCUUUGUGGCCAAACACUUAAAGAACAUAAACCAAGAAAGCUACAUUGAACCCUUAGCAGAAAGUAUCACAGAUGGUCUUAUAAGGACGAACCGGGACUGGCUUAUCAAACAAAGAGGCUGGUAUGGGUUUGUAGAGUUCUUCCACAUACAGGACAGACUAGAAGGCAGCAUCAGAAAUGUGCUUCUGGCUUUUGCAGCUGUUGUUGGAAUAGGGGCUGGUCUGAUAUAUCUAUAUCUAAUAAGAUAG